AUGGAACUACACAAAAAACGACAACCUUAUCAAGAUCCUAGUGUUGCGAUAGAUGAAUUCAUGGGCAUUGCUAGAGGUCUUGAAACAUACGGAAUAGAUCCCCACCCAGUAAAAGAUCAUCGAGGUUCCCAGUUAUAUAUUGGAAUUAAUUACUCCGGAAUUAGUACUUUUAUUUCUGGCAAACGGUCACAGCAUUUUCGUUGGAAUGAAGUUCAUAAAAUCAAUUUUGAAGGCAAAAUGUUCAUUGCUCAUCUUAGUUAUACAGAUGCAAGUAGGGAACCAGAUUUUGUAUACUACUUAUUGUGCUGUAUAAAUCGGAAAUUUGACCUGUAUAAUUACCAAUUUCAAAACGUAAAUCAACUUAAGAAUCAACUAAUUGUUCAUCCAACUCAUUGCAUUAAAAUAAACGAUAAUAAAAUUCCACAACAAACUCUUUGGAUUCUGCUGUUACAUAAUUCUUGUGCAUAUUAAAUAUAAAACCCGGUCGAAUGUUAAAAAACCGGUAAACCGGUUUUCGGUUUUUUAAUAAUCUAAUUACAAGAUAGCGUUUCUCAAAAUUUUUGUACUGGGGUAAAUA
Molecule: messenger RNA, 577 nt
Organism: Lucilia cuprina (Australian sheep blowfly)
Lineage: Eukaryota; Metazoa; Arthropoda; Insecta; Diptera; Calliphoridae
Product: FERM domain-containing protein 5
Exons: 2
Coding region: 1-471 (156 amino acids)
Cellular component (GO): cytoskeleton
Source: RefSeq, a predicted model, not a curated record